Molecule: messenger RNA, 1510 nt
Organism: Prorocentrum cordatum
Lineage: Eukaryota; Dinophyceae; Prorocentrales; Prorocentraceae
Source: the annotation of a GenBank genome assembly
CUGGAAGCCAGAAUUUAUCAACAAACAAUUUCCCGUCGUGUUUUUUCCCCGGCGCGAGCAUUUCAUGGACUGUCCUACGUACUUUCCCCUCCUUCUCUUCUCUUCUCUUCUCCUCCUCCUCCUCCUCGCGUGCGCCGCUGCCGUCUGCUCGAGCACCCCGCACCUGAUCCCGAACCCUGACUGGUACCUUCGAGGCUGCCGGGGCAGACGCACGGGCACCUGUACAGUCCAUUCGACGCUGCCCCGAACUCCAUGAUGCGCGCCGCCGUUAUCGUGUCCGGGCUCGCCGCCUGCAAUGGCCUCGGCGCCCAGAUGGCCUGGCCCCACAAGAGCAGCGCGGGAACAAGCUCUGGCCAGUUGCAGGCCAAGGAGGAUUCCGACGUGGUAGCCAAGUUCGACGAAGCUUUGAAGGAGAAUUCGCCAGACGAGGCGCUGAAGCUUGGGGCGGUAGGCGGGGGCAUGGACAGCCCCGACCACACCAUGAGCGGUCGCAAGAGCAAGAACGGCGGCAAGGCCGAGCCCGACUGGGUCGGCUACCAGGCAGCCAAGGCCGAGCUGCAGGCCGUUGAGGCGAGGGAGGCGUCCGCGGAGGCAGAGCGCUACGCGAUCAAGACGAUUGGCAGCGACAUGUCCGACAAGCAGCUGGAGGCCAAAGACCGCAUCGCGAGGGCAGAGUUUCGGGCCCAGACCAUGCGCGAGGGCCGCCUCGAGGGCCUCGUCGACAGCUUCGAGAAGGACGGGGACCACCAGGAGAGCGAAGUGAAAGGGUUGCUCCACAACGGUGAUAUCGUCGAGAGCAAGACGCGCAAGAUGGCGGCCCAGGAGGAGAAGAAAAUGCUCAAGAUGGCAAAGGAGGAGGACGCGGAGGAUGCGGCGGAGGAGGCCAGCUACAUGAAGGACCGGCGCCGGACGGAGAAAAUGGCCGAGAAGGUCCUGAAGGAGGAGUCCCACAUUGAGAAACUCCAGGCGAAGGAGGUUGCCGACCUGACCAGGGAGUACGAGUCGAUCCACAAGGCCAACAUGAGGAACAUCGCGGAGGCGGAGAAGCAGACAAAGAACCGGCUCUGGGAGGAGGCAGACAACCGUCGUAAUGCAUCCGCCUCCGGCGGAAACCUUGAGAUCACCGAUGUGGCGAACCUGCUCGACGUGACUCAGUACGAGCUGGACACCAUCAGGAACGAGCUGAAUUCGAAGGCGAACGAUCCGAAGGAAGAAGCCAAGUGGGGCGCAAAGUACGAUGACAAGAUCGAGACCCUCGGGACGAAGUCCGUGUUCGCGUCGGCCAAGCUGGUGGAGAGCCUCAGGUUCAAGGCAGAGGAGUUCGUGGGCCACCACAAGGAGAUCGACAACGCCCGGUUCGUGCACAUGUUGGCGCACAUGCUGAACCAGUCGUGGAACGACAUCCAGGACUUCCGGUCUGAACACAGCGGAUACCACAAGCGGAUCGUGAGCGACAUGGCGGCCCCCGACAAGUUCACGUCCUCCCUGUCCCUGGCCAUCAACGGGGUGA